Linum tenue is the source of this 684-nucleotide messenger RNA. Lineage: Eukaryota; Viridiplantae; Streptophyta; Magnoliopsida; Malpighiales; Linaceae. The record is from the annotation of a GenBank genome assembly.
AUGUUCAGGCUCCUGGUAAGAAGCAUCUGGAUGGAGCAUUCAGGGUUCUCAGGUAUCUCAAACAAUCUCCCGGACAGGGACUUUACUUCCCGUAUCACAAUCCACUGCAACUCACUGCCUACUGUGACGCGGAUUGGGGAGGGUGUCAAAGCACCCGACGGUCUACCACAGGGUACUAUAUCAGUCUUGGUGGAGCUCCUAUAUCAUGGCGCACGAAGAAGCAACGAGUUUUGGCACGCUCUUCUGCAGAGGCCAAAUACCGUGUCAUGGCGAGUACUGUUAGUGAAAUUCUCUGGUUGCGCUGGUUAUUGCAGGAGCUCGACGUUCCACAAGAUGGUCCGACCCCGUUACACUGUGAUAACCAGGCGGUACUACAUAUUGCCAACAAUCCCGUUUUCCACGAAUGGACUAAGCAUGUGGAAAUGGAUUGUCAUUUCGUUCGAGAACGAGUUCAGUCUGGACACAUUUUGCCAGUCAAAGUGCACACUAAUCUUCAGCUUGCUGACCUACUCACUAAGGGUCUUGGUGCAGCCCGCUUUCGUUUCUUCCUUUCCAAGCUGCACGUUCGUGAUCUCCACGCUCCAGCUUGCGGGGGAGUAUUGGGCCGAGAACGAGUUGCCGACCCAGCAGCCCAACAUGCAACGACAGCCCAUGCAAGGCACGUACACUCCGUCUCCUUGGUGA